Molecule: messenger RNA, 1833 nt
Organism: Marasmius oreades (fairy-ring Marasmius)
Lineage: Eukaryota; Fungi; Basidiomycota; Agaricomycetes; Agaricales; Marasmiaceae
Exons: 9
Coding region: 49-1518 (489 amino acids)
Biological process (GO): RNA 3'-end processing
Cellular component (GO): TRAMP complex; nucleolus
Molecular function (GO): mRNA binding; poly(A) RNA polymerase activity
Source: RefSeq, a predicted model, not a curated record
GGAUGGUAGCCUUCGACUCCUUGAUCUCUCUUCUCCCGUUCGAAUCGAAUGCAACCAAGACUGACUCGGCUAAAGCAAUGUAAACUCACUACAAGGAACUUUGUACGCUUCUUAUCCCUCGAAGCCGCUCGAGGACCGCACACGUCUUUUCAGCCUCUCACCAAUGUCAACCCGACGAAAGAUGCGGUCGAACUGGAUAAGGAGAAAGCAAUGAAGACUGCGAGACUGAUAGAUGAGUUGGAGAAGGACUUGGUUCAUCCGAUGGUACGGAAUCCAAAGAAAAUCCAACAUAAGUGGAAGGAUAACGACAUGAGACUCCAUUUCGAAAUUCUAUCAUACAUGAACUACAUUCGCGCCUCAGCCUCUGAAAAACGCGCCCGCUUUGCCAUUUUCUCUACUCUCCGCCACCGUAUAAAAAAGGCAUUCAAGGGCCAAGUUCAACUCACCAUCUAUGGAAGUAUCGCAACGGGGCUCGAGUUGCCAACAACCGACCUAGAUCUUUCGAUGGAAAUCCAGACGAAUCGCCAAGGCAGAAAAGGCCAGUUACAAGUUCUGUACAAGCUACGGUCUGUUCUCCAAAAUAGCGGUUCAAUUCAGGAUGUGCAACCUCGUUUCGGCGCUAGGGUUCCUAUUUUACGUGGUAUCACCUCAAAGAAUUUAGGGUGCAUCGGUGUCGACAUCACGGUCAACCAUGAAGAUGGUCCCAAAUGCGUCAAGGCUAUUCGAAGAUACCUUUUGCAGAUGCCAGCAUUGCGACCUCUUAUUUUCGUUCUCAAAUCUCUUCUAUCGUAUAGAAAUCUAAAUGAUGCAGCGGAAAGAGGCCUGUCGAGUUACUCACUCACAUGUAUGUGCAUCAGCUUCUUGCAGUUGAACCCGAAAAACCGACCCAAAGAAUGGAUCGAAAACCCGUACAAGGCAAAAUCGUUGGGAAUCUUGUUGAGAGAUUUCUUGGAAUACUAUGCUGUCGAAUUCCCCUAUGCAGAGUCGUACAUAUCUGUUCUGCAAGGGAGACUUUUACCAAAAGCGUCGGUGGAUUGGAUCCAGAAAGAGAAUGCCGAUUUGCUGGCCAUUGAGUGUCUUGUGAAACACAGAAAUGAUGUAGCCAGGGCGACUAAUCGUAUUCCAGCAAUACGAGAAGCGUUCAAGAGUGCCUCCGAAACGCUGUUACAGACCUCUUUGAAGGACAAGACCACUUUAGGUUCCAUUAUUCCCUUCAAAGGCUUGGGCGCCCGUCGUCCAGAAGUAUUUCCUGACCUUGUGAUCAGCAGUCAACGAUUGCCAUCGUCUGCUUCCAUGGAUCGACUCUCCACGGACAAGGAAGGUCAGCAACAUUCACCAUCUUUCCACAAGCUCGCGAUUACGGCGAGGGAAGAGAACGAGGGAAAGAAGACACCGAAAACUAAAACCCAACCCCCGGAUCGCACAGCGCUUCAAAAGAACGUCAAUGUUUCAUCUUCUACGAGCUCAUCCCAAAUAUGCGAAGCCUUCCUGCCAAAAGGAACUCGGGAUGGACUCUGACGAUAAGUUCGCCGCGAGUAAAGAAGGGUAAAACAAGUCAUACCUUCUCUUCUCUUCUCACUUCUUUGGAUAACCUUUUGGGGUUCACCCGGAAGGGGUUCCUGUGUCUCAGAGUCGGUGCUCGGAUGCCGAAACAUAUCCUUGAUGUCGAGACCUGAAACCGAGGCCAAUGCCACAACUCGCAAGGAAGGUCAUCGAUUUGGACUACGGGACCCUUAAUACACACAAUCUGGUGGUUAACUAACCACCACCCGAUCUUGUAUUAACCGUGAAUUAACCACGGCCUAAAAAACCCAAUAAUAUUUUCUAUAUACA